CCGUAGGUUAAUCAUUCGAUUUCGAUUGUUAGUCGGUAUCAUUCGAAAAAAAAAUGUUUUCAACGAAAGUAGUGAUAGUUUUCACGAUAACACUUUGCUGUGUUUUCAACUAUAUUUGCGGUCAAGAUACGGCGAUGGACGAUUUCUUCAUGAAAGCUUCUAAAAAUAUACCCAGGAUUGGCAGAAGUAACAGCAAAAGCAGCAAAGGAUCAAAUGACGAUUUUGAAAACUUCUUUUUGAAGGCCUCCAAAUCUGUUCCACGAAUUGGUCGGAGAUACGAUACUGAAUUUGAAACUAUGGGGAAAAAAAUUAUUCCGUUUUCAUCGUUAUACUAUGGAGCACAUGACAAAUCAAACCCCGGACUUGCCAGUCUCCCACUAUCCGAACUCACUAAAUAUAGCGAUGAUGUAAAUGAGGAGGAUAUUCAAGAUGCAUACGAUAUUUUGGAUGCCGGAAGGAUGAAAGAAAUUGAUAGGGCCAAGAGAACUGUUAAUUGAACUAUUUUCUUAGUUGAAUUUCCUCAAUCUACAAAGUGAACAGUGCCAUAAGAUGGAAAAAUAUUUUAGUUAAUAUGUAUUAUUUGUAUGCACCAACGAAUAAAAUACAAAAGUAUAAUCAA
Molecule: messenger RNA, 619 nt
Organism: Coccinella septempunctata (seven-spotted ladybird)
Lineage: Eukaryota; Metazoa; Arthropoda; Insecta; Coleoptera; Coccinellidae
Exons: 3
Coding region: 54-497 (147 amino acids)
Source: RefSeq, a predicted model, not a curated record